Lolium rigidum is the source of this 1695-nucleotide messenger RNA. RefSeq names its product carotenoid cleavage dioxygenase 8 homolog B, chloroplastic. The transcript has 4 exons. The coding region runs from base 1 to 1695 and encodes 564 amino acids. Gene Ontology annotation, biological process: carotene catabolic process. The record is from RefSeq and is a predicted model, not a curated record. Gene Ontology annotation, molecular function: carotenoid dioxygenase activity. Lineage: Eukaryota; Viridiplantae; Streptophyta; Magnoliopsida; Poales; Poaceae. Gene Ontology annotation, cellular component: chloroplast.
AUGAAUCCCACCAUGUCAUCCUCGCUGUGCACGUUCGCGGCGCUGGCUGGCUCCGCAGGGCGGCCGGGACGCCGGGCCGGCCAGAAGGGCGGCAACAAGCGGGCGGUGGCGCAGCCUCUCGCCGCUGGUGCCGUCACAGAGGCGCCGCCAGCAGUUGUAGUAGCCCCGCCGGCACGCCCUGUCGUCACUGCCCCGCGUCGCCGGGAGGGGCGCACCGGGGGCUCCGGCACCGAGCAGCUCGUUGCGUGGAAGAGCAUCCGGCAGGAGAGGUGGGAGGGCGCGCUCGAGGUGGAGGGAGAGCUGCCUCUCUGGCUGGAUGGCACGUACCUGAGGAACGGCCCGGGCCUAUGGGAUCUCGGGGACUACGGCUUCCGGCACCUGUUCGACGGCUACGCGACGCUGGUGCGCGUCUCCUUCCGCGACGGGCACGCCGUGGGCGCGCACCGGCAGAUCGAGUCGGAGGCGUACAAGGCGGCGCGGGAGCACGGAAAGGUGUGCUACCGCGAGUUCUCGGAGGUGCCCAAGUCGGAGGGCUUCAUGUCGCUCGUCGGCCAGAUCGCCAAGCUCUUCUCGGGCUCCUCCCUCACAGACAACUCCAACACCGGCGUCGUGAGGCUCGGCGACGGCCGCGUGCUCUGCCUAACGGAGACGGUGAAGGGGUCCAUCGUGGUGAACCCGGACACGCUGGACACGGUGAGCAAGUUCGAGUACGAGGACAAUCUGGGCGGGCUGAUCCACUCGGCGCACCCCAUCGUGAAUGACAACGAGUUCUGGACGCUGAUCCCCGAUCUGAUCCGACCCGGGUACGUGGUGGCGAAGAUGGACGCCGGGAGCAACGAGAGGAAGUUCGUCGGCCGUGUGGACUGCCGCGGCGGGCCGGCGCCCGGGUGGGUACACUCGUUCCCGGUGACCGACAACUACGUGGUGGUUCCGGAGAUGCCGCUCAGGUACUGUGCCGCCAACCUCCUCCGCGCCGAGCCCACGCCGCUGUACAAGUUCCAGUGGCACCCCGAGUCCGGGAGCUACAUGCACGUCAUGUGCAAGGCCAGCGGCAAAGUGGUGGCGAGCGUGGAGGUUCCCCCGUUCGUGACGUUCCACUACAUCAACGCGUACGAGGAGAAGGACGAGGAGGGGCGGGUGACGGCGAUCAUCGCCGACUGCUGCGAGCACAACGCCGACACCUCCAUCCUCGACAAACUCCGCCUCAACAACCUCCGGAGCUUCACCGGCGAGGACGUCCUCACCGAUGCCAGGGUGGGGAGGUUCAGGAUUCCACUGGACGGGAGCCCGAUCGGCGAGCUAGAGGCGGCGCUGGACCCCGAGGAGCACGGCCGUGGCAUGGACAUGUGCAGCAUCAACCCCGCUCACGUCGGCAAGGAGUACCGCUACGCCUACGCCUGCGGGGCGCAGAGGCCGUGCAACUUCCCCAACACGCUCACCAAGAUCGACCUGGUGGAGAAGACGGCCAAGAACUGGUACGAGGAGGGCGCCGUGCCGUCCGAGCCGUACUUCGUGCCACGCCCCGGCGCCGUCGAGGAAGACGACGGCGUGGCGAUAUCGAUGGUGAGCGCCAAGGACGGCUCGGGCUACGCGCUGGUUCUCGACGCCAAGACGUUCCAGGAGGUCGCGCGGGCCAAGUUCCCCUACGGGCUGCCCUACGGCUUGCACUGCUGCUGGGUGCCCAGGGACAAGUAA